CAACGAAAGCCCUGAUGCAAUGGGAGGCGAUCUCGUCCAGGAUAAUGACCGCCAGAUUCAACUCCAAAGGAAGGAAAGUGUCAAUCAUACAAUGUUAUGCACCCACAAACAACGCAGACCUCGAAAAGAAAGAAGAAUUCUACAGACAACUACAGGCAACAAUGGACAAUACUCCAGCUGGCGACAUUAAAAUACUAAUGGGAGACAUGAACGCCAAACUGGGACCAGACAACACAGGAAGGGAACUCAUCAUGGGUAGAGAAGCUCUCGGAGAAAUGAAUGAAAAUGGAGAACUCUUCGCCGACUUCUGCGCCUUCAACGAACUAGUGAUUGGUGGCAGUGUAUACAAGCACAAAGAUAUCCACAAGGCUACAUGGGUGUCACCAGACGGGCAAACCAAAAACCAAAUCGACUUCAUCUCAAUCUCAAGGAAGUGGAGGCGCAGCCUACUGGACACAAAAGCAAGAAGAGGAGCAGACGUUGGCUCAGACCACUAUCUCGUACAAGGGACAAUCCAAAUCAAAUUAAAAGCUUUCAGGGAAUCAGGAGCUGCAGAUAGACCACAAGCCAAGUUCAACACUCAAAAGCUGAAGGACCAGGCUACAAAGGACAUCUUCAUUGCAAGCAUAAGAAAAAAAGCCGAGACACAAAUCAACACCAGCGAAAAGGUCAGCGUCGAAAAGCACUGGGACAACUUGAAAACGGUGUGGAGUCAAACCUGCAUGGAAGUUCUAGGCAGAAAAAGAGACAGGACAAACAGUGGCUCACUACGGACACUUGGAAACUAAUAGAAGAGAGAAGGACAGUGAAACAAAAGAUUAUCCAGUGCACUGACGAGCAACAAAAACAGGAGCUGAAUGCAAGCUACAAUACACUGAACAAAAGAGUGAAGAAGAGUGCCAGGGAAGACAAAAGAAAAUAUUAUGAAACCAUGGCAAACGAAGCAGAACAAGCUGCAGGCAAAGGAGACCUCGCCACACUCUACCAAACAACUAGGAACCUAUCGGGCAAAAGUUCGACACAGAUUAAGCCAAUAAAGGAUGACAAUGGAAAGUCAAUCACCAAAGAAGUGGAGCAAAGAAAACACUGGAUUGAACACUUCAAAAGACUUCUAAAUCGUCCGCCACCUACAACGCGCCCAAUAACACCAACAACGGAAGCAGAACUACCAGUGAACAUUGACCCCCCGACGAAAUCAGAAGUCCUGAAUGCAAUCAAGAUGCUAAAAGCUGGGAAAGCACCAGGACCAGAUGGAAUCCCAGCAGAAGCAUUGAAAAUGGACCCAGAGACAACAGCGGACUUGAUGACGCCAUUACUGGAGAAGGUGUGGAAAGAGGGCAAAGUACCCGAGGAUUGGAAGAAAGGAUACUUAUUCAAACUACCAAAGAAAGGAGACUUAAGUCAAUGCAAAAACUGGCGCGGAAUUAUGCUCCUGUCCAUUCCAAGCAAAAUACUAAGCCGCAUCAUCCUGGAGAGAAUCAAACA
This is a messenger RNA of Trichobilharzia regenti, 1485 nucleotides long. Lineage: Eukaryota; Metazoa; Platyhelminthes; Trematoda; Strigeidida; Schistosomatidae. The record is from the annotation of a GenBank genome assembly.